Molecule: messenger RNA, 999 nt
Organism: Salpingoeca rosetta
Lineage: Eukaryota; Choanoflagellata; Craspedida; Salpingoecidae
Exons: 7
Coding region: 51-722 (223 amino acids)
Source: RefSeq, a predicted model, not a curated record
CAGCACUUCGACAACGGAAACAAACCAAACAAAACCAAGAAGCAGCGAAGAUGUGGCGAAGGUUGUUGUGGUUGGUGAUGGUGGUGGCUGUGUUUGCGGCAGGUGUUGUCGAGACAGAAUGCACAUCAGCGGAGGUGGGUGACACGCCACAAGAGGCAGCUGCACAGCCACAGCAGCAGCGGCGGCAGCAACAAGGGGCAAGGGUGGUGUUUCGUCGAGCAGCGACAACAACAGAGUCGCCGUUUGCAAACACCACCGACAGCCAUGGUGACUUGCCGAUACCAUUGGCUGCCAUCAUCGUCCUGGCCAUCGCAGGAUGGAUUGCCUUGGUGUUGGGUGUUUGGUUCCUCUGCGCCAAGUACAACGCUUGCACAGACUCGGAGGAGGCUGGGUCGGCGUCAUGGUGCUGCCAGUGCACGCUGCCUUCCUGUGGUGAUUGCUCCGAGGGAUUGCGCGGGUGUCUGGCUUCCGUACUGACUGCGCUACAAGCGUGCUUCUGCUGUGGUGCGACGGACAGCGGAGCCUGCUGCGGCAGCCCAGCACAGCCGUCACGAGCUCCGAAUCCAGCCAACUUUUCCCUUGGGGGAUGCGGGUCAUGCUUUGGCUGCGGCGAUUGUUGCCCGUCGUGUGGGAACUGUUGCGGGUCUGGCGAUGGGUGCACGUGCCAGCUUGGGGAAUCCAUCAAUUGUGGAUGCUGUGUCAUCAAUUGCGAGGGGGCGUGACGGCCAUUGGCUGUAUUUGUUUACUUUGCAUGUUUUAUCGUUUGUGUUGUGUUUUGGAUAUCCACGCUUUGACCAGGCGCUUGCACUCACUCGCAUGUGUGCAGUGUGAUGUGUGGCUUCUUGUUCAGGUGCACGAGAUGUGGCACCAGCUUGCCAUCAACCCGGCUGUGUGAGUCAUUCGUUCAUUGUUGUACACAUGACGCCGCGCUAAUCGAUCACUGUAUACGUGUCAUUUAUUGGACCUUUUCCCCAUCAAGUAAAAGAAACAUCUCCGCCA